GGCACAAUGGGUUUGGCUGUUUUUGAGAAUGAUAAAAAUUUGUCAUUUAAUGGGGUGGACAAAAUAGUGGACGACGUUUAUAAGGACAACCUGAACUUCCUGCAAAAGAGCAAGAGCGAACUGGAGCGGAAAGAAACCGACCAAUUCAGUUUCAGCAUCGAUAACCUGCUGAUUCUGCUGGAAGAGGAGGAACAGCGGCGCCACGGCGAGAGGGAUAAAAUGAAGGAAGCCUUUCAAAACAUAGCUUUGCAGCUAAAAAACGUGAAAAAAUCAGUUAAGAAGGCGGAGAAAUAUCUUGAGAAAAAGGAAAACGGGGAGAUGAUUGCGGGCUCGCACCAGGCGCUGGAGGACAUCAAAAAGCGCAUCGAUGAAUUGUGAAGCGGCACGCGCCGGUGCGCGGCGUGUCUGCGUUUUCGUUUGCAUUUGCGCUGUACUUUCGUUUGCAUUUGUGUGACGGGGAGUGUUUCCUCUCCCUGUCCCCCUUUCCAUGCUGUUCCCUUCCUUUUUUUUAAACCUUUUCACAUACGAUCACUCAUCAUGUGGAUGGUGUAUGGCGUCCAAACGGGCGUUUAAGCGUAAAGGCUAAACGAAAC
Molecule: messenger RNA, 593 nt
Organism: Plasmodium vivax (malaria parasite P. vivax)
Lineage: Eukaryota; Apicomplexa; Aconoidasida; Haemosporida; Plasmodiidae
Exons: 5
Coding region: 7-378 (123 amino acids)
Source: RefSeq, a predicted model, not a curated record